CACUCCACACCUCAAGCACAUUGUUUUACCUUCAAGCCACACUACCCUUCCUCAGAGACAACAACAUGCACUGUAAAGAUCAAAUCAGUCACAAAGACUAUCAGAAGACAGUGGAUUGGCUAAUUUCCCAAACACAGUAUAGACCUAAAGUGGCCAUCAUCUGUGGAUCUGGACUGAGCAUGCUAGCUGAAUCUCUCCAGUGCCAGGACUGCUUCAAAUACUCUGAUAUUCCUGGCUUCCCCCAAAGCACAGUGCAGGGACAUGUUGGGAAGCUGGUGUUUGGCGAACUCAAAGGGAAGACAUGUGUUUGUAUGCAGGGACGAUUCCACAUGUAUGAGGGACACUCACUGUGUAAGGUCACUUUCCCAGUGAGGGUGUUCAAGCUAUUGGGUGUGGAGACCCUGAUUGUCACAAAUGCUGCAGGGUCCAUAGCAGAAAGUUAUCACUGUGGUGAUAUCAUGAUUAUUAAAGAUCACGUUAACUUCCCUGGACUUGCUGGUUUAAACCCACUCACUGGCCCUAAUGAUGACAAGUUUGGACCUCGUUUCCCACCUAUGUCUGGAGUUUAUGAUAAAGAUUUGCGAAAGCUGGCAUUUGACAUCUGUAAGAAGAUGGGCGUCACCCAAUUUGUCCAUGAGGGGGUGUAUGGUAUGGUGGGUGGGCCUAACUUUGAGAGCAUAGCAGAAGCGACGCUUCUGCACAAACUGGGAGUGGAUGCCGUGGGCAUGAGCACAGCCCCUGAAGUCCUUGUGGCCAGCCAUUGUGGCUUGCGUGUGUUUGGCCUCUCCCUUAUAACCAAUAAAGUGGUGAAUACCUAUGAAAACUCAGAGUCCACCAAUCAUGAAGCCGUUCUGGAAAUGAGCAAAAUGCGAUCAGAAAUGAUGCAGAAGCUCAUAACUGAAAUCAUUAUUCAUAUGGACAUUAAUAACAAUGAAGCAUGACCAUAGAUCCAAGUAUUUUCAUUGAAUCCACAGCCAAAUCUAGCUAACCGAAGGUUUCUUUAUUGUUUAUUUUUAAUAACAAUAACUUCUUCUUCUUCUUCUUCUCAUCAUCAUCAUCAUCAUCAUUAUUAUCAUUAUUAUUAUUAUUAUUAAUUUUGUUGUUGUUAUUAUUGUUAUUAGGUGGCCAGCCACUAUGAAUGAACACCUUGUUGUUUUGAAUUUCUAAAAAUAUUGUACUAAAAGAUGUUUAACUAAUCACUCACAAUACUACAUUUGAGGGUGCUAUAAUAUUGAAAUAACACUGCUUGUUACAUUUUUUUAAAUGUUUUUGAAUGUUUGUUGGUGUUCUGUAAUUGGCCUUUCUGAGGAAUUAUUCUUUUUCUUAGAGACUCUGGUUCAAAUAGAUAAUUUUACAAAUAUUCAUGUUUCUUGGCUUAGGUUCUGAUAAAUCUAAUCUGAGCAUCACUGAGCUACAGAUUAAGCAAGGCUCUUCGACAAACCUUCCAAGUUACCACAAGAAACCAAGCUUUUUUCAACAAACUGGCUAAAUUCCAUCGAGUUUAGUUCCACAAGGGAAGUCAUUCUUAAAACUGUUUAGUGACAUGUUUCAUCAUAUUUUCUGACUGCUGAUCUGAAAUUUGUCCAGAAGACGAUCAUUGACACCCUUCACAAGGAGGGUAAGGCACAAACAUUCAUUGGCAAAGAAGCUGGCUGUUCACAGAGUGCUGUAUCCAAGCAUGUUAACAGAAAGUUGAGUAGAAGGAAAAAGUGUGGAAGAAAAAGAUGCACAACCGCCUAAAGAACCGCAGCACUGAGAGGCUUGUCAAGCAAAAUUGAUUCAAGAAUUUGGAUUAACUUCACAAAGACUGAGGCUGUGGUCAAGGCAUCAAGAGCUACCACACAGACAUGUGUCAAGAAAUUUGGCUACAGUCAUAUUCCUCUCAUUAAGCCACUCCUGAACCACAGAAAACCUCAGGCAUUUUAGCUGGGCUAAGGAGAAGAAGAACUGGACUGUUGCAAAGUGGUCCAAAGUAUUCUUUUUAGAUGACAGAUAGUUUUGAAUUUCAUUUGGAAACCAAGGUCCUAGAGUCUGGAGGAAGAAGCUCAUAGCACAAGUUGCGUGAAGUCCAGUGUUAAGUUUCCAUAGUCUGUGAUGAUUUGGGAUGCAAUGUCAGCUGGUGUUGGACCACUUUGUUUUUUGAAAACCAAAGACACUGCUCCCAUUUACCAAGAAAUUUUAGAGUACUUCAGUCUUCCUUCUGCUGAACAGCAUUUUUAAAGAUGCUGAUUUCAGUUUCCAGCAGGAUUUGGCACCUGCCCACACUGCCAACAGCACCAAAAGUUGGUUAUUAAAUGACCAGAUGUUGGUGUGCUUGACUGGCCAGCAAAUUCACCAGACCUGAACCCCAUAGAGAAUCUAUGGGGUAUUGCCAAGAGGAAAAUGAGAAACAAGACACCAAAAAAUUCAGAUGAUCUGAACUCCACUGUCAAAGAAACUGGGCUUCCAUACCACCUGAGCAGUGCCACAGACAGAUCACCUCCAUGCCAUGCUGAAUUGAGGCAGUAAUUAAAGAAAAAGUAUUGAGUACAUAUACAGUAAAUUAACAUAAUUUCCAGAAGGCCAA
Tachysurus fulvidraco (yellow catfish) is the source of this 2566-nucleotide messenger RNA. It is a transcript of the gene pnp4a, whose product is annotated as purine nucleoside phosphorylase 4a. The record is from RefSeq and is a predicted model, not a curated record. Gene Ontology annotation, molecular function: purine-nucleoside phosphorylase activity. The transcript has 6 exons. Gene Ontology annotation, cellular component: cytoplasm. Bases 66 to 941 code for a protein of 291 amino acids. Gene Ontology annotation, biological process: nucleoside metabolic process. Lineage: Eukaryota; Metazoa; Chordata; Actinopteri; Siluriformes; Bagridae.